Hemicordylus capensis (graceful crag lizard) is the source of this 1447-nucleotide messenger RNA. Its product is annotated as speckle targeted PIP5K1A-regulated poly(A) polymerase-like. Lineage: Eukaryota; Metazoa; Chordata; Lepidosauria; Squamata; Cordylidae. The record is from RefSeq and is a predicted model, not a curated record. Bases 283 to 519 code for a protein of 78 amino acids. The transcript is spliced from 2 exons.
CAUAAGCCAUAGAGACAUGGGAGUGCAGCUAGAACACAGACUUCCCUACACUUCCGGACAAAAGCGGGAGCCGCGAGCUCCCAUUAGGAGUCCCUUCCUCACCGGAAGUGAUGGCCACAAGCCAAGCGACCGUCACCUCUAUGGGUCAAAAGCAAAUGGUGCCUCGCGUAUCACGUGUUAGAGGAGGGGCGUGGCUUUGACCUGCUUCCGGCGGAACCAUAGAGCCGAGAGGAGUCUCCGGCGGAAGAAGGGGGAACUUUCGUUUCGGGAAGUAUCUGGGGAAUGGUUUCGGGGCCGGACCGCUUUCGGGCCGGGAUCAUGGCGGCGCUGGAGGACGUGGAGUCUCUGCCCCGAGGAGGCUUUCGCUGCCGUCUCUGCCACGUGCCUGUCGCCAACAACUUCACGGGAGCAAGAGAGGCCAGGAACACGGAGGAAGCCAAGCUGCUCUACGUCCGGAGGGAGCCAGAAACUUGUGAGAAAACCUUGACUCUCAGAAGCUGGAAUUGUACCCUCAUAUGACACACUUCCUGGGCUGUGACCGUGGAGUGAGGAGGCAGAUCCCGGGGGCGGGGGGGGGGGGGGCCUUCUCUUCCUCAUCCUCAUGCCCCAAACAGCUCCAUUCCUGCUGGAACAGGACUGUGUGUCUGGAAGGCUUUGUAGCCAAUAACACUCUUGUGCAGUUGUUAACAAUAGCCUGUGUGUGUCUGUCCUGGAAACUUCUUGGUCAGGUAACAUGCACGUUUGUGUGUGUGUGUGUUUGAUAACUGAUUGGCUUGAGUUUUUUGAGCUUUGCUUUGUGCAACUAUCUUGAGCUUGCUGGUUGGCCCAAGUGCCACUGGAUCUGAAACAAACUGCAUUUGUGUAUUGUUUAGCACUAAGAUCCACAAAGUGCCAAUUCCUUGAAGGGCAUUUUGGCUUCUGAUACAUUAGUGAGUGGGAAAAAUUGGUUUAUCUGCUGCUUAUAUCUGUUAGGUUUUUCUAAUUAUUUUUAAACUUAACUCUUACAGCUCUGAAAGCUUUGUAACUUUAAAAAGUGGUUCUAGCUUAGUCUUAACUUGAAUUUUAUUGGUUUACAUUAUAUUGUCUCAUAUUAAUGUUGUGAGCCCCCGAAGCAGUAAGGUACGGGGUGGGUAGUGCACAAAAUACUCUAGAUGUAAAUGAAAUUGAAAUAAAAGAGCUAAAGAUGAUGUACUGAGAAAAAAUGCAAAUCUGAUCAGCUUGACAUGUGUAUGGCCCGGGAUUGUGGGUGACUAUCUAGAAGGAUGUUUUGAGAGCCAUGUUGAGUCAUUGUUGUAGCAUCAACACUGCAUAUUUUAGAUUGUGAGCCCUUUGGGGACAGAGAUCCAUCUUAUUUAUUUAUUAUUUCUCUGUGUAAACCGCCCUCAGUCAUUUUGGGAAGGGCGGCAUAGAAACUGAAUAAUAAUAAAAAUAAAAAUCUUUAACAUGC